Messenger RNA from Cajanus cajan (pigeon pea), 2279 nucleotides. NCBI's taxonomy places the organism in Eukaryota, Viridiplantae, Streptophyta, Magnoliopsida, Fabales, Fabaceae. The record is from RefSeq and is a predicted model, not a curated record.
UCAUAAUUUUGGAACAACUCAAUUUGAAGUAGUAAAAUGGGAUGGAAUGGCUUUCAAGGAGAUGGGUAACCUCAAAAGUCAAAACACUUAUUAUCAGAUAUGGUGGCUUUACCAAAGGUCCCAAACAUCUUCCAAAUAAUUUGAGAGUAUUGGAAUGGUGGGGAUUUCCUUCACCAUCUCUACCAUAUGAUUUUCAUCCGAAGAAACUUGUCAUGCUGCAGUUACCCUAUAGUUGCUGUAGCUCACUGUCUCUCGAUUUGCUCAUGUCAAAGGAUGUAAGAUAAAAGUUCUCUACUUCUCUUAUUUACUUCUAUAUCAAUAAAUUCCUUGAAUAUUAUUUGUUUGGUUCCUUUUUAUUUCUCUUUUGUGUAUUUUUUUUUGGCAGAUUUUUGUGAAGAUGAGAGUUUUGAAUUUUAACAGUUGUGAAUAUAUAACAGAGAUACCCGACGUAGGUGGUGUCCCAAAUUUACAAGAAUUAUCAUUUCGCUACUGUAAGAAUUUAAUUAAAAUUCAUGGAUUAGUUGGAUUCUUGGCUAAUCUUAAAAUAUUGGAUGCUGAUGGUUGUAGCAAGCUUAGGAGUUUUCCGCCUAUCAAAUUGACCUCCCUCGAAAAUCUCCGGCUUUCAUAUUGUCCUAAUCUUGAGAAUUUUCCAAACAUAUUAGGAAAGAUGGAAAAUGUAACUUUCCUUUAUAUUUCAGGCACUCCCAUAAAAGAACUUCCAUUUUCAUUUAAAAAUCUCACUAGACUUCGAAGAUUUAAACUGGAGGAUUGUGGAAUUAUUCAGUUUCCAAGUAGCAUUUUUGUGAUGCAAAAACUUCGUUAUUUGGUUGUUAGCAAAUGUGAGGGGUUGCUACUACCCAAAGAGAACAAAGGUGAAGAACAAAUGAGCUCAAUGGUCUUUAAAAAUACGUUUUAGCUUAGUCUUUUAAAUUGCACUAUAUCAGACAAGUUCCUUCAAAGUGGUCUCCCUUUGUUUGCCAAUGUUAAAGAAUUAUACCUAUUGAAGAAUAUAUGAUUUCACAAUUCUUCCUACAUGCAUUAGAGAAUGUCGCUUUUUGACAAAAGUUUAUUUGGACGGUUGUUAGAAUCUAAAAGAAAUUAGAGGGAUUCCACCUAACAUAAAAACAUUCUCUGUAAUAGCAUGCUCAUCCUUGAAAGAUUUAGAUUUGACACUUCUUCCUACGUGGACCAACGAAUGUCUCUUUUUGAUGGAGCUUCAUUUACAUGGAUGCAAGAAUCUUCAAAGUAUUAAAGGGAUCCCACGGAAUAUAAAAACCUUGUAUGUGAAAUUCUGCUCAUCCUUGAAAGAUCUAGAUCUUACUCAACCUCCUGCAUCCACCCAAGAAUGUCACCUUUUGAAAGAACUUUAUUUGUGUGGUUGUGAGAAUCUUCAAGAUAUAAAAGGGAUUCCAUCCAACAUUUUAGCAAUUUCUGCAUCAAACUGUCAAUCCUUGACUGCCAAGUGUAGAAGCCUGUUAUUGAGUAAGGAAUUGCAUGAGGCCGGUGUACGCAAAUAUUUUAUUUUUCCUGGAACGAAGAUUCCAGAGUGGUUUGAGCAUUGUAUCAAUGGAUCGUCAAUUUCUUUCUGGUUUCGCAACAAGUUCCCUGCAAUAUCCCUCUGUGUUGUUGCUGGAUCCAAAAAAUAUUCGAGCAUUAUUCCCAUAUUUACCAUUAAUGGCAGGAGAAAUUUAUCAAAAAGGAGGUGGGUCCAUUUGUACCAAAUGGAUGAUCAUGUGGUUAUUUUUGAUGAAAUGGAGAAACCAGUCCACAUGGAUGGAGUUCUUUUAGAAAAUGAAUGGAAUCAUGUGGUAUGUACUGUAUCACAUAGUGAUUCUUCUAACCCAUGUGAAGUGUUUAUCAAACAAAUUGGAAUCUAUGUAUUCAAACAAGGAAGCAACAUGGAUGACAUCCAAUUCACCCAACCAUUAUGAUGGAAAGAAGAGCAUACAUUGGUGGGUGCGAGAGAUUUUCACAUGCUGCAUGGUUCAAGGGAAAUAAAAGAAAAGAGAGGGGAAUGAGAAUGCUUCAGUACCGAUGCAAGUACUUCUGGCCUGUUAUAUGCCCCCUGUGAAAUCUCUUCCUUUCAAUUGGUAAUAAAAUUUUGUGAAUUUGGGACAAAUUGAGUGGUGUUGGUUGAAAAAUAUGUAGCAAGAAAGUAUGUUAAAUGAUUCAGGUUCUUGUUUUCCUGUGUAUUGGUUUCAUUUCUUAUAAUUCACAUUGACUCAGACUGCACAUGUAUGUGUUGCUAAACAUAUGAAUGAAAUCUAAUUAACAGGAAC